AUGGAUACGUGCGUACGCGAGGCAACGCGAGCAGACGGAGGAGGCGUGCUCGUAGAAUUACGCACUUGGACACAAAAUCCAGGAGACGCCGGACGCGGCCCAAACGUGGAGAACAGGCUCUGCGAGUUCGACAUAUGUACCGAGGUUAGCGUGACUACCGUCGCUGAGCCGCGUGGCGAAAUGCUGGGUGACUACGAGUGUAUCGGGACCAGGUGCGCUCUGAUCCUGGAGACGCUACAAGGGCCCCAGGAAGUCAAGUCUCAUACGGAUUGCCCAGCAGUUGUGCGGCUCCACCUCUGGGUCGCCUGCGUCAUCAGGUGCGAACACGUAGUGCAGAACCGCCCACCGCGCCGCAGUGUACAGCACGGGGCUAGCUGCGCCGUCUCGCGAGCUUUCUUUCGGCCGUGCUGCCCCUCCUGGUCUAUUCGCUGCUGCCGUCUGCUUUUCCUUUGUGCAGGGACAACGCUAGAGGUUACAUUUAGCUGCCCACAGUGCUACUCAGGGAUGUUGGGGCGGUCUGUAGGCGCAUCAGAGAAGUAUGCGUUUGCGGCCACCCACGCAUGCACGGUUCUUAACCUAAUUGGUAUUCACGUGUGUUUCGGAACUGAGUCGCUGCUCGACAAGGCGGCCUUUCGCUCGCAACAGUGGCUUGCUGCGGAAACUGCCGUACGCAGAACGCCGCUGGUUCGUCUCCGUAGAAGACCCGCAUAA
This is a messenger RNA of Rangifer tarandus platyrhynchus (Svalbard reindeer), 711 nucleotides long. The record is from the annotation of a GenBank genome assembly. NCBI's taxonomy places the organism in Eukaryota, Metazoa, Chordata, Mammalia, Artiodactyla, Cervidae.